AUUUUGUGUUACACAAAUACCAUCAGCUCAGCGCAGCCAUCCCUUUGCCUGCCGUGGUCGAUCAAAGACGGUCGUCCAGGUGUACUAGCACCACGUUCAGAGAUCUCUGCGGCUUCACUCCUUCAGCACGGUGCGCCAUGCCCAGCGCGACUCCCACCUCGUCCACUGGACUGGCCUACCCAAAGGUACUGGGCUGGUCCAUCAAGCAACACAUCGGCGGUGGAGGCUUUAGCAAAGUCUUUCGUGGCUACAAUCCUUCCCACCCUACCAACCGAGUGGCAGCAGUCAAGGUCAUCUCCCUUCUCCGUAAUCCUCCGCCCGAUCGUCGAGCGCUGCAGAAAGAAGUCCAGGUCCAUGCUGUGCUCAAGCACCCUCAUGUCUUACAAUUCAUCGGAGUGGAAGAGAGGGGUAUCAGCAAAGAGGAGAGGGCUAGGUAUUUGCCAGGCAUAUACAUCGUCCUCGAGCUUGCAGGCGGAGGCGACCUCUUCGACAAGAUCACUCCUGAUGCCGGCGUAGAGACCGAUCUCGCCCACUUUUACUUCACACAGCUCAUUGCAGGCUUGGAGUACAUCCAUUCGCAUGGUGUCACACAUCGCGACAUAAAACCUGAGAAUAUGCUGUUGGACAAUGAUGGCAACCUCAAGAUCGCAGACUUUGGGUUAUGCUCUGUGUAUAAGCACAAGGGGAGGGAGCGAGAGCUGAAGGGAGCUUGCGGUAGUCUGCCAUACAUAGCACCUGAGAUGAACGGGCGUCCGUACAAAGGCGAGCCAGUAGACGUCUGGUCGGCGGGUGUAGUCCUCUUUGCCCUUUUGGUAGGCAAUACUCCCUGGGACGAGCCGACCAAUCGUGCUCCGGAAUACGUAGCGUACCUGGACGGAACACUCUUCGACUAUGAUCCCUGGAAUCGUAUCCCCGGUGACGAGCUCGCUCUGGUGAAGGGUAUGCUCUGUCCCAAUCCUGCCAAGCGACUCAGUCUGGAAAGCAUCAAGCGGAAUCGAUGGUACAACCGGAACAACCCGCUGCUCACAAAGUCGGGACAGUGCACUGACCCCACGACGCUCGCUGAGAGGCUACUGCAAGGGCUAAUCGUCCACGGAGAGAUGGAUUAUGCUGCGCCACUGACCAUCGAGGAGAGGGCCAAGCAAUUGCACAGUGAUGGUGAAAGAGCAGAGGUGCCCGAGAACCUCUCACUCACGCAACCAGAAGCCAUGCAUCCUCAUCAGCCACUUCAGCUCGGCUGGUCGCACCGUUCUGCUGCAAUGGGUCCUGGAGGCCUCUCCAUGCCAAGCUCGACUGCACAGCCCCGCCUGUCUUCCUCAACAUUAUCCUCUGCGCAUCAUGCUCGCCGAUCCAGCUUCCUCGAACCCCUCUCGCAACAAUUACAGACUCGAAGAUCUGCUUUCCAGGCCAGCCAGCAGCUCUCUCAAAGUCUUCACGGCGACUCUCAAGACCCCAUGGGCGGAGGGAGUCAGUUCACUUCAGUGCUCAAUUUCCUUACUCAACCUCCAGCUCUUUCGCAGUCUCAAUCAGGCCGCGCCAAUAACGCUGCAUCUCUGACGAUGCUACCCAAUUUGACGAGGUUCACCUCCUCUGCUACAGUCGCUGUCAUGGCCGAGGUGCUCAGCAGGGUCUUGCACGGCCUAAGGGUGCAAUUCACCCUCGAACCUCUGGGAGACACGUUCAUGGGAGAGGCAGAGGAAGUAGAUGGGCGUGACGCGAUUCCCGCCGCCGACUUUAGGAUGGACGACGCAGACGAUGAAAUGGACACCGACGAGGCUCUGCAGCACCACGAUGAUGAUGGCAGGGGAAUGUCGCGGAGCACCUCGACUGGCAGUGACGGGAUGACCGUUCGUGGCUCUCCCGCGCCAGAGAGUGGCGGUAUGACCACUUCCGCAUCAACAGCCACCCUCACUUCGGCUUCGGCUUCGGCUGCUCCCUCUUCGCUUUCGAAUUCGACAAUGUCCCUCGGCUCCAUCCCUGAAGGAACCAAAGGGACCCGUCUACGCAUCAGUCUCACCGACUCUCGCAAGUGUCAGCUCAAGGGUGAAAUUCGCGUAGAGCGGGUUCAGGGCAUCGAGGGAGGGGAGAUCAAGUCGCUUGUGAUGAUGAGUCGUCGUAGGGGUAGUCCGUUGGAGUGGAGGAGGGUGUUUGGUAAGAUUGUAAGACAGAGAGAGGUCGCGAGUUGUAUUGCGAGGUAGUACGCAGCCGAGAGAGGAGUACACAAGAUAAGGGGACAUGGGGUCCCCUUUUCAAUCGUCACACAUGUACUAUAUCAGCCACUUCGCACAAAAAUUCCUUUCGUAGUCCCAGACCUCAAUGGCCCUUUUCCUUCUCCUUCUCCUUCCUGGACUUCGCCGUCUUCUUUGCCCUCCUCCUCCUCUUCUGCACAAUCUUCUU
Microstroma glucosiphilum is the source of this 2397-nucleotide messenger RNA. RefSeq names its product Pkinase-domain-containing protein. Gene Ontology annotation, molecular function: protein serine/threonine kinase activity; ATP binding. Lineage: Eukaryota; Fungi; Basidiomycota; Exobasidiomycetes; Microstromatales; Microstromataceae. The transcript has 6 exons. The record is from RefSeq and is a predicted model, not a curated record. Gene Ontology annotation, biological process: intracellular signal transduction; protein phosphorylation. The coding region runs from base 138 to 2198 and encodes 686 amino acids.